Messenger RNA from Vairimorpha ceranae, 222 nucleotides. RefSeq lists its product as hypothetical. The transcript has a single exon. NCBI's taxonomy places the organism in Eukaryota, Fungi, Microsporidia, Nosematidae. The record is from RefSeq and is a predicted model, not a curated record. Bases 1 to 222 code for a protein of 73 amino acids.
AUGAUGUUUUGUGCUACUGUACUUUUUAUAAAAAGUUUGCAUGAUCAAACUAUUAAUUUGUACUUAAUGUUAUAUAUUUGUAUAGUUUUUACUUUUAUUAUAAUAAACUAUAACAUGACGAACACAAUAAACAAGGAUUUAACAAGUGUUGACUGUGGUCAGGAAACCGAAAUGUUUGUUGAAGUUGAGUUAUUACAGUAUGAGUUGGCUAUAAAAAAGUAG